Messenger RNA from Jatropha curcas, 3823 nucleotides. NCBI's taxonomy places the organism in Eukaryota, Viridiplantae, Streptophyta, Magnoliopsida, Malpighiales, Euphorbiaceae. The record is from RefSeq and is a predicted model, not a curated record.
AAAUUUUAUUCCACUUUGAAAUUUCAGGAUCUGAAGAGACUUCUCUGGGAGUAAUAGAACAUGGCCUCCAAAUCAUUAAGACUUAGCCGAUCAAAUCUAUCUGCGAGUUCAGAUGCAACCGACGGUCAGAAACCUCCACUACCUCCAACUGUGACAUUUGGCCGAAGAACUUCUUCCGGUCGCUAUAUCAGCUACUCAAGGGAUGAUCUUGAUAGCGAAAUUGGGAGUACUGAUUUCAUGAACUAUACGGUGCAUAUACCACCUACCCCUGAUAAUCAACCUAUGGAUCCAUCUAUCUCGCAGAAGGUUGAAGAGCAAUACGUGUCGAAUUCACUCUUUACAGGUGGGUUUAAUAGUGUUACACGGGCUCAUCUCAUGGACAAGGUGAUUGAUUCUGAAACAAGCCAUCCCCAGAUGGCUGGUGCCAAAGGAUCCUCCUGUUCUAUUCCAGGCUGUGAUGCAAAGGUCAUGAGUGAUGAGCGUGGCAUGGAUAUUCUUCCUUGUGAAUGUGAUUUUAAAAUAUGCCGGGAUUGCUAUAUUGAUGCAGUGAAAACUGGGGGUGGGAUUUGCCCUGGUUGUAAGGAGCCUUAUAAGAACACUGAAUUGGAUGAGGUAGCUGUGGAUAAUGGGAGGCCACUUCCACUUCCUCCACCAGGAACAGUUUCCAAAAUGGAGAGGAGGUUAUCAUUGAUGAAGUCUACAAAAUCAGCACUAAUGAGGAGCCAGACUGGGGAUUUUGAUCAUAAUAGGUGGCUGUUUGAAACAAGGGGGACUUAUGGAUAUGGGAAUGCCAUAUGGCCUACUGAUGGGGGUUUUGGCAGUGGGCAAGAUGAAGUUGCUGAACCCAAAGAAUUGAUGAAUAAACCGUGGAGGCCCCUUACCAGGAAAUUAAAGAUACCAGCUGCUAUUAUCAGUCCAUAUCGGCUGCUCAUUUGUAUUCGGAUAGUUGUCCUUUCAUUGUUUUUGACAUGGAGAGUCAGACAUAAAAACGAAGAUGCAAUCUGGCUAUGGGGGAUGUCAGUUGUUUGCGAGAUCUGGUUUGCAUUUUCGUGGCUUCUUGACCAACUUCCCAAGCUAUGCCCAAUCAAUCGGGCAACAGAUCUUAAUGUCUUGAAGGAGAAAUUUGAAACACCUAGCCCUGCUAAUCCCACUGGUAAAUCUGAUCUUCCGGGCAUAGAUAUCUUUGUUUCUACUGCGGAUCCAGAGAAAGAACCACCUCUUGUAACUGCAAACACCAUUUUGUCAAUUCUAGCUGCUGAUUACCCUGUUGAAAAACUUGCUUGUUAUGUUUCUGAUGAUGGAGGUGCACUUCUAACAUUUGAGGCCAUGGCAGAAGCUGCAAGUUUUGCUAAUAUUUGGGUUCCUUUCUGCCGUAAACAUGAUAUUGAGCCCAGGAACCCUGAGUCUUACUUUAAUUUGAAAAGGGAUCCUUAUAAGAACAAAGUGCGAUCGGAUUUUGUCAAGGAUCGCAGGAGAAUCAAGCGUGAAUAUGAUGAGUUCAAGGUUCGGAUCAAUGGCUUGCCUGAUUCUAUUCGCCGCCGAUCUGACGCUUAUCAUGCUCGUGAGGAAGUCAAGGCCAUGAAACUUCAAAGACAGAACAGAGAUGAUGAACCUGUGGAGAGUGUAAAGAUUCCAAAAGCUACUUGGAUGGCGGAUGGUACCCAUUGGCCAGGGACUUGGAUGCAUCCUGCGCCUGAGCAUUCUAAGGGUGACCAUGCUGGUAUAAUACAGGUGAUGUUGAAACCUCCUAGUGAUGAACCACUGCAUGGAAAUGCUGAUGAUACAAAGAUCAUGGACCUUACAGAUGUUGAUAUUCGUCUUCCAUUGCUCGUUUAUGUUUCUCGUGAGAAACGCCCUGGCUAUGACCAUAACAAGAAGGCAGGGGCCAUGAAUGCGCUUGUUAGAGCUUCAGCCAUUAUGUCUAAUGGUCCCUUCAUUCUCAACCUUGAUUGUGAUCACUACAUUUACUACUCCCAGGCAAUGAGGGAAGGCAUGUGCUUCAUGAUGGAUCGAGGAGGUGACCGCAUCUGUUAUGUUCAGUUCCCUCAGAGGUUUGAGGGUAUUGAUCCUUCUGAUCGAUAUGCCAAUAACAACACCGUUUUCUUUGAUGUUAAUAUGCGUGCCCUUGAUGGUCUUAUGGGUCCAGUCUAUGUUGGAACUGGAUGCCUCUUUAGAAGGACUGCCCUAUAUGGCUUUGACCCUCCUCGAGCAAAAGAACACCACCCAGGAUGCUGCAGUUGUUGCUUUGGUCGGAAGAAGCAUUCCUCAGUUGGAAACACGCCAGAAGAGAACAGGGCAUUGAGAAUGGGUGAUUCUGAUGAUGAAGAGAUGAACCUCUCCUCAUUUCCUAAGAAAUUUGGCAAUUCGACGUUCCUCAUAGAUUCAAUCCCAGUGGCAGAGUUUCAAGGUCGCCCUCUUGCAGAUCACCCAGCUGUUAAGAAUGGACGCCCUCCUGGUGCUCUUACCAUUCCUCGUGAGCUUCUUGAUGCAUCAACUGUUGCAGAGGCAAUCAGCGUUAUUUCUUGCUGGUAUGAAGACAAGACAGAGUGGGGACAGCGAAUUGGUUGGAUUUAUGGGUCUGUUACUGAAGAUGUUGUCACAGGUUAUAGGAUGCACAAUAGGGGAUGGAAAUCAGUUUAUUGUGUGACCAAGCGUGAUGCUUUCCGAGGGACUGCUCCAAUCAAUCUCACAGAUCGGCUUCAUCAAGUCCUCAGAUGGGCUACUGGUUCUGUUGAGAUUUUCUUCUCACGCAACAAUGCCUUGCUAGCCAGCCCAAGAAUGAAAUUUUUGCAGAGGAUAGCAUAUCUUAAUGUUGGUAUCUACCCAUUUACCUCCAUUUUUCUGAUUGUCUACUGCUUCCUACCUGCACUAUCCCUUUUCUCUGGCCAAUUCAUUGUACAGACCCUUAAUGUCACUUUCCUCGUCUACCUUCUUGUCAUUACUGUGACUCUAUGCUUACUUGCUAUACUUGAGAUCAAAUGGUCUGGCAUUGAGCUAGAGGAGUGGUGGAGGAAUGAACAGUUUUGGUUAAUUGGAGGGACUAGUGCCCACCUUGCUGCGGUGCUUCAGGGGCUACUGAAAGUUGUUGCAGGAAUUGAAAUCUCUUUCACCUUGACUUCAAAAUCAGGUGGUGAUGAUGUAGAUGAUGAGUUUGCUGAUCUUUACAUUGUAAAAUGGACUUCAUUGAUGAUCCCGCCGAUCGUGAUCAUGAUGACCAACUUAAUUGCUAUAGCUGUUGGGUUUAGCCGAACAAUAUACAGUGUUUUACCGCAAUGGAGCCGUUUAAUAGGUGGAGUUUUCUUCAGUUUCUGGGUUUUGGCUCAUCUCUACCCGUUUGCCAAAGGUCUAAUGGGAAGACGAGGAAGAACACCGACCAUUGUUUUUGUAUGGUCAGGACUUAUUGCAAUCACUAUCUCUCUCCUUUGGGUGGCUAUCGAUCCUCCGUCAAAUACUACCCAAAUUGGAGGCUCGUUCCAGUUCCCUUGAGAGGCCCUUCUUUUUCUGUUGAGCUGCAUUUGUUCAGUGAAAUUCCUUCAUUAGUUCUUGGUUUUUUUUUCCCCUCAUUCAAAAAGUUUUAUCGUGUCGGAAAAUGGAUUAGGGUAUGUUCUUGUUGUUGUGCCCAUUUAUACUAAUGCUUACUUUUGUAACAGUUCUCCCAAGGAUCAUCAGGAACAAGUAGCUGAAAUUCUAGUCAUCAGUUUUCCAUUUUCACGUGGAUAACUAGGACCUUGCUUAUUAUUGUAUUCUUUGUAAUGUAGAAAGUGCACAUUGAAAGCAGUUAUUGCCAGAUUUAUUUUAUACACUUCAAAUUUACAAGUUUGCA